Rhipicephalus sanguineus (brown dog tick) is the source of this 1066-nucleotide messenger RNA. RefSeq lists its product as uncharacterized. The transcript has 2 exons. The record is from RefSeq and is a predicted model, not a curated record. Bases 98 to 991 code for a protein of 297 amino acids. Lineage: Eukaryota; Metazoa; Arthropoda; Arachnida; Ixodida; Ixodidae.
GAGCGUGUGUCACGCCCUUGAAGACAGCGGUGUGCACCAUAAAGUGUCCUGUGGAGACUAUCACGUGGAAGACAAUAUAGAACUGUUGAAAUGCAAGAUGUUUUCGGGACUGCAUUUUGUCGGAGAUGUGCGCGAAGACGUCAAAGCUACCGCCUUGCGUCAGUUACUGGAUUGCGACCACUUGACUUCUCUUGCCCUGCAGAUUCCGAGAGGCAACCUAGCCGUGUGCUCGGCUCUGGCAGAGUACGUGCAGUCUACGUCGGUGCUGCGUAAGCUCGAGGCACACACGGAACGCUCUGACGAACAGGGCUUUUCAGACGAGUGGUGGCACAUCAUCGUGCGGUCUCUGUCGAGGAACAAAAGCAUAAAGGAACUAACCUUCUACGCACACGACAUGAGCGACAGUGACGUGGAGAGCCUAGCCGAGGCAAUCAAAGCCAGCACGAACAUCAGAAAGCUCACCUUCGGAGAUUCGAGCAGGACGGGCCUGCGUGCCUUCGUGACACGCCUUUCCGCCGACAUUGCGCAGAACCAUACUCUUCUCGGCGUUGUCUUCGAAAACUGGCUGGACCAAGAAGGGCUGGACACAUCCUCGAACGUGUUUGCCAUCUCCGAGGCCACGCGCAGAAACUCGGACCUGCUGGCGGCUGCUGCGGCGUUUCCGAAGGCUGCGGAACUGGACAGGCGCAGCACGGCAGCCUUGGAACGCAUCUACAAGCUCCAUGCCGAGCUGUUGGAAGACCUUGCGGAGCUUGUGGACGUCAGCGCGGCUGAAAUCGGAGCUAUGGCGCAUCGCCAUCUGCAAAGAACCGCCAGCUUGGACGAGUACAUGCGUACCACGGGCGUCGUCAAGGAACGAGUCAAGUGCCAUCCGCGUGACGACAGACGCAUGCAGCUGGACGACCUGGGCGAAGACUGCUGGGCUCUGGUCAGGCGGUUCCUGAUGCUGGAUGACGUCGAAGAGGCCGUUACUCACCAGGAAAACCUUUGAGCCGUUCGAGCAGCAACGACAUCAGCAAAAUUCUUCAUCGAUUCGUUAGAUGAAUCGUCGAUAUUAGGCGAGUAA